AAGAGGGUCACACAGGGCUGUCCACGCAUAAUAACAUUGCAAAGCCUAUCUGCCUGAGACUUAUUUCGGGAGCCUUAUAUGGGUUUGCAUUGCACCCUGACUGCCCUGUGAUAUUCGUUCCUUCGUCUCAAGAUCUCAUCUAUUUUCACGCUUCUGGUCGAGUACCGAUCUCGAUCUCAACGUCGUUCCUUACAAGUCAUUCUCUUACCCUAUUGUCUUUUGUCUAAUAUGCCGUCGCGCUCAUUCAUCCUCUCGUUUCUCUACGCGACGUCGCUGGUUGCGGCGGCGAGUCAGAAAUGCUAUAGCCUUACCGGCGCAGAACUUGAUGACACUUUUGCGCCAUGCAACUCAACUGCUAAGCAUAGUGGUUGCUGCGCCACAAAUCGACCUGCUGGCUCUGCCGAUAUUUGUCUGGACAGCGGCUUGUGCAUGGCGACGAAGAGCGAGUACAUGGGCACCAUAUGGCAACCUGGAUGUACAGACUCGACUGGCAAAGCUACUGAAUGUCCACAACUUUGCCCUGGUGCGAACAACGACUUCGAUGGGCUGAACCCAGUGUCUGCAUGGAACAUCCAGACAUGUGACUUUGGCACAUACUGCUGCAGGGCGAUCAACGACCGACGGAAUUGCUGCAACAACUCGACAGCACCCAGGAUCACGACAAGCUCCAUCGGUGCAUUUCAACUUCAGACUGCCACGGCCGUAUCGUCAUCCACCUCGACCGCGGCUUCUUCGUCGGCAAUUGCGACAGAAUCUUCGUCCAAUCUCGAAGCAACCCUUACAUUCAAGGGGGAUGUCUGCAAGAGCGAGAGACACAAGACAGCUGUUGUCGGUGGCGCCGUCGGUGGUAUGCUUGGAGCAGCCGUAGUAGGCUUGAUGGGUGUUGUGUGCUGGAUGUCGAAGCGAGAGCAGCGACAGCGCAAGCUCAAAGAGCACUACGAGGAGCAGUUCUCGCAGACCUGGGCUUAUCGCAAGGCAAUGGCGGCUAGUUCGACCUCCAUGAAGACCGAUGUCCAUGAAGAGUUCAAUGGGAAGCCGAGUGGGAGUUAAGGGCGAGUGACAGGCCGUGGUGUUUCUUUUGUUUGAUGGCCAAGUGACUUCAUGUUACGACAAUGGCUAAUGAGGAGGCUUUCGGUGUUUGGGUGGGAUCGACUCCGGUCUUCUGUGUUUUCGAGCGGAUACCCUAUUCUUAUCAGCGAACGUACGUAAAUGUUUAGAGUUGGGAGUCGCAAUGCGUCAUGCUAUCUCAAGAAGCUG
Messenger RNA from Macroventuria anomochaeta, 1257 nucleotides. RefSeq lists its product as uncharacterized. The coding region runs from base 229 to 1050 and encodes 273 amino acids. The record is from RefSeq and is a predicted model, not a curated record. NCBI's taxonomy places the organism in Eukaryota, Fungi, Ascomycota, Dothideomycetes, Pleosporales, Didymellaceae. The transcript has 2 exons.